AUAGAUAAGUGUACACUCAUCAGACCACCCAGUGCGGGCUGUGGUCCACCAGAGAAACAAGGCGCACAGGGUAGAACAUUUUUUUUUCUUCAUUAUGGCGGGGACAAAAGCCAAGACAGAGGUCUUCACAAUAGCUGAGAUGGGAGAGCCGUCAGCAGAGAGAGGAGACACCAACCAGAAGAGAUGCAUCUUUGAGCUGUAUGUGCAGCCCUGCCUGGCUGAGCUGUUCGGGACCACCAUGUUUGUGUUUGUGGGGUGUGCGUCUGUUAUUGGGAAUGUGGGAGACGCUGGCGUCAUCCAGCCCGCUGUGGCACACGGACUGGCUCUGGGAGUGCUGAUUAUGGUCCUCGGGCAAAUCAGUGGAGGCCACUUUAACCCUGCAGUGUCUCUGAGCGUCUACCUGUGUGGAGGGAUGGGGCUUUCCCUUCUGCUGCCGUACGUCCUGGCUCAGAUGUGUGGAGGCAUGAUCGGUGCUGGUUUGACCAAGGUAAUCUACCCCACUGAUGUGUAUAAUGCUUCCCUUGGAGGGGCCUUUAACGUCAACAAUGAUCUGGGUAAAACCACUGUGGCAGAGGUGAUGAUGACCCUCUUCCUUACCACUGUGGUGUGCAUGGGGGCCGUCAACGGCCAAACCCGCUCACCGUCGGCUCCUUUCUGCAUCGGCCUCACCGUGACAGCCAACAUAUUUUCUGGAGGGAUGGUGUCUGGGGCUUGUAUGAACCCUGCCCGAGCCUUUGGUCCUGCAGUGGCUGCCAACCACUGGAACCAUCACUGGGUCUACUGGGUGGGACCUGCUUCUGGUGCACUGCUUACUGUCAUGUUCAUCAGGUUGUUGUUUGGUGACCAGAAGACUCGAGUUGUGUUGAAGUGAAUGUGUUAUUUAUAAAGGAGGAAGAGACAGGACGUCCCGGCUGACAAUGAUGACAGCGUUUCCAUUUGGAUUUACAUUACUCAACAAUUGGACUGUAAUAUUUAAAUUGCUCAGCUAAAUGGGUGCAAAUAUAUUUGUCCUUGAACCAGUUACAACUUGUUGAAACCUAUUCAAUGACAUGUUUGUAUUACAAGAUUCAUAAAAGUGUUUGAUGAUAGGGAUCUGAUAGCUACUCCUACUUCUAACUUGGACUUUCCAUGCUCGAUGACUGCUGGAAAAAGUUUGAGUUUCAUACAAAUGAUCACACUUUCUGUGGCUGUUUAGCUCACUUGGCAGAGGUGGUGCACAUGUGCAGAAGUUUGUUUUUUGAUGCAGAAGGUCCAGGGUUCAAAUCCUACCUGUGAUGGUUUUCCUGCAUGUCUUCCCCUCUCUCUCCCCUUUCAUAUCUCUCGGCUUUCCUGUCCAGUAAUGGCAAAAAUGUCCAAGGAUUUGAAAAAAAAAAAAAAUAUGAUCACGUUUUCUGUUAUCUAUUAACAGUCUUUUUGUACUCAAUGGAAAACCAUGCUUUGAUGAAAAACGGAUUAUACUUUAGUACCCUGACCUUGAUAGCAUUGUUAAAAGAAGGAACAUGGCCAGGACACUUCACUAUAACAUUUUAGCUUGAUUAGAAUCAUAAACUGGUGUCCUUAGAUCAGAUGAAACAAAGCAGUAAGGUAGAAUGAAUAGCUUUCUAAAAACAGAAACGGAUUUCAAAACUAUACAUAUGCAUCCUAAAAAAUGGAUGAUGAUGGUUUUAAUAAUGAUAAAGAUGGAACCUCAGCACUGUACUUAGUGUGCAGGCACAGGAAAGUAGCAAUCACACAUAGAAACUGCAUACAACAUUUUUUAUUUCAUUAAAGUAGUAUAAUCAAAUGCAUGCAGUGAUGGCAAAAAAGAGAUUGAAUAAUAUACCUACAAAAACAACAUGUAAAGGUUAUGCAAUACAAAAAUUAUUUAUGAAUAUGAAUAAAAAGGCACAUAGUUAAAAACAGAUGGACAAAGACAAACAUACAUACAACAUAAAAAAAGGUGUUAGGCCACUACCGGUCUGCAGAGGGAUGAAUUCUUACACGGGAUAUUAUCUCAUCUGGUGUCACUGGUGGAAGUAUUCAGAUACUUUACUUAAGUAACUGUAGAAGACCACAAUGCAAAGAUAAUACAUACCUGCAUUCAAAAGUGUACUCAAGUAAAAGCAAGGAAGUGGUAUUA
Messenger RNA from Perca fluviatilis (European perch), 2119 nucleotides. RefSeq names its product aquaporin 8a, tandem duplicate 1 (gene aqp8a.1). The record is from RefSeq and is a predicted model, not a curated record. NCBI's taxonomy places the organism in Eukaryota, Metazoa, Chordata, Actinopteri, Perciformes, Percidae. Bases 95 to 871 code for a protein of 258 amino acids. Gene Ontology annotation, molecular function: water channel activity. Gene Ontology annotation, biological process: transmembrane transport. Gene Ontology annotation, cellular component: plasma membrane. The transcript has 5 exons.